AAUAGUACGCGUAUAGUUUUGAAAGGUCAAUUGAUUGUUUGUUGUCAAAUGAAGUUGCUUUAGUGAUGGAUUAGAUUAGAUUCUUAUGAGAUUAAACCGUUUUUAUAUUGUGUAAUGUUGGGUCAUUACUGAAAGAAGUUGAGAAAUGGUUGAAAAAUCUAAAAUGAAUGCCGAAAGCCAAAUGCAAGUGGCUAUCGGGCUUUUAAUAGAAACUAUAAAUGAUAAAAAUCCGACUGUUGUUGAAACGGUUGAGCGUUCUUUACGUAAAAUCGCUAAAACUUAUCCAAAUGAAGUUUUAAAAUCAUGUUGUCAGUACUCUGAAAGGCAAAUAAGAAACAGCGGGGAUUUGAUACCAGUUGUUCUAAAUAUAAUGGAUAUUGUUUGCCAGGAUUAUAUUGUCCAAAUCGAUGGUGAUACUGUUUUAGAAGUCAUCACAUUAUGUAUGGACCUAAUGAUUCAGAAACCUACGUUUGAGCCCCAUUUACAAUUAGCAGCUUCAAGUGUUUUGGUAGCAUUAGGAAAUAAACACUGUAUUCAGAUUAUGGAUGUUUUAUUAAAAAAUUUUCAACCAAACGUUGUUCCGCAUUAUACAAUAUUACAUACAAUGGGAGCAUUGGCUUCUGUAAACACAUUUGGGGUUAUUCCUUAUUUGAAAACAAUCUUAGAAAGGAUUUUACCACUAUUAGGGAUGUUAAAAACGGAUCCUCUAAAACAGGCUUUUUCUUAUGCUUUAGAAAGUUUUUCUGAAAGCCUAUUAGAGUACACAUCAAAUGUAUCGCAAUCUCCUCCUGAUCCAACUAUAAAAAUAGCAGAUUUUCAAGAUGAGAUUUCAACAGCUUACGAAGCAUUAUUUACAAAUUGGUUACAUUCGAAAGAGGCAAAAGUAAUCGAGAGCGUUUUAAACUCACUUUCUGCUAUGUUUAUGAUUUUAAGUACUGAAAAAAUACGUCAGCACGUCCAAAAAACUAUUCAAGUCUUAUUAAACUUAUACAAAAAACAUAAAGAACCUCUUCCAAUCAUAAAAUGUUUAGUUUCGGUUGUUUCAAUUGCUUCAAAGUGCGAUGGGACUUUACUGGAACCACUUUUAACACCCGUUUUACAAAUGUUAUCCGAUUUAAUUUGCGUUUCGCCAGAUUAUGCUCAACCAGAACUUCUAAGAACACACUCUGAAGUGUUAAGAUGUUUUGAAUGCUUCUCUAUGCAUUACACUGAUGAUAUUAUCGGUCAUAUUUUAUUGCAAAUGAAAAAUAAUAACGAAAAAGAUCGUGUUAAAGGUUUAUUGGUUUUAACACAUUUAAUUAAUACAACUGAUGCAGUUAUUAAAAAUCGAAGAGAAGAUAUUUUGGCGGUUUUGAUGGGGAUGUUAGUGGAAAAUAAUUUAAGAAUAAAAAUGAGUUUAAUGAAAGUUAUUGUAGCUUUGGCUUAUAAAGGAUUUUUAAUUAAUAAUGAUAUAAUAACAGAAAAAUGUAUACUAUUCAUCAUAAAAUUAACAUUAAAACAAUUACCAUAUAAAGAAAACGAUUUUUCUGAAGCUUCUGAUUUACAAUUAACCGCCGAUAACACUUUAUACAUGAUAACGACAUCGGUAAAAGAUUUAGAACCAACUUUAUGGGAUUUAUUAUUAAAAUGCCUAUUCCUUCACGAAUAUUACGAGGCAACGAUAAUUAUUCUACGUUGUCUGACGCAUUUAUCAUCGAGAAAAGCGGAGACGUUGUCAUGCGAAGGUGCUUUUAUAAGAUCCUUGGCGAUAUUAGCACAACCUUUACCGAAUUUCCGAGGAACUUUCGCUUUAAAUUUUUUGAGAAAUAUAAAAUUAUUUGAUAAACAAGCGUUAAAAUCAGUUUGGGAUAUUAAGAUACCGCAACUUUUAAAAUAUUUGGAACAGAAUUACGAUCAUUUUAACGAUAAAGAAUGGGAAGAUUUAAUUUUUGAUUUCUUACAUUUACUGUUGGAGAAUGUUGAGGAGGAGCAUUUUAAAGAGGUUCUUGUUGAAAAGAUUAAAGAACAAUUACCAUUAUAUGAUGUUAGAAGAAAUAUGGAGAAACGUUUAUUAUUAAAAACUUUGGCAGUAAUAAGUUGUUAUUUAACCAAUAAAAAAUUGGUUGAACAAAUAUUAAAUAUAAUCCUGCAAAGUGUGAAACCAUUUGAUCAAGAUGAACUUUUAUCAUGUUCAGAAGCAAUCGGAAUCUCAUCAAGAUCAAAUUUACGUUUAGUUCUCGACACAUUAUCAACAAUCAGAAAAGAAGUUUUAAUAAAAAAGAGUCAAUCAAUAUUUAAGUUUACUUUUAUUAAAGAUCAAAGUAAAGAAAUUGAAUUGGAACGAAUAAGAUUUUUGGUUAUAACCAGUUAUGGAGAAGUUUGUAAAGAAGCCCCCGUUGAAAUUUUAUUACAAACGAUUGAAUCGGAAAUUUUACAAUUCGUUUUAAACGAAUUACAAACGACUAAAGAUUUUAUUAUAAAAAAAGUUUCUUUAAAAACAUUGGGCGCUAUCGGUGAUUGUAUGCAUCCCAAUCGAAAUAAACUUCAUAUUUAUAUGCAAUCUCGAGAUGAAGUUUUAACAACAGUCUCUUCACAAAUGUUGUUACAUAAUGGGCCUGAAUACGUUGAAUUAUUUCCGGUUAUUAUUCCGGUUUUUACAUCAUUAAUUCGUUUACCACAUACCUUAGAAUCUGAUCAACGAUUAAACUUAUUAAAAUUAUGUUUUGAUAAUGUUUUUAAUGCAAGCGCUAUAUAUUGCAAAUUAACAAACGAGAAUUACGGAAAUUUGAAAUUAGCGCCGCCUGUAUAUUUAAGUUUUUCAAAAUUAAAUACGUUAGUACAAGAACUGUUAUUACAAACACUUUCUCCUGCAACUUUAGAUGAGAUUGUAACGUUGUUAGAGCCAUGGUUGGUUAAGAAAAAAAUUGAGCAACGUUUACCAGCUUUAGAAGCUUUAAGAAUAGCUCUACAAACGUAUUUGGAUCAUGUUAAAUUUGCUUAUGAAGGACCAAGCACUUUUGGACAAACCGGAUUAAUUUUAGCACGAAUUAUUCCGAGGUGUACAGAUCCAAAUAAAACUGCGAGAAAAGUCGCGUUGGAUUGUGUUUGUUUAAUUUUAUCAAUCGCGGGGAGAUACGAAGGAAAAAUGCGAGAUCACGACAAACAAUUAAGUAACUCUUUAAUGCACGUCCAAGAGCAAAUUACAACUGAAGAUCCAAAAUUAUUAUUUAAUUUAACGACGGAUUUGGCAAAUUGCGUCUCAAUGAAUAUACCCAAAUUUCAAAUUGGACAUUUUGCUGAAUACUUAAUCGAUGGAUUAUUAGAUGUUGAAAAUUCAAGUUCAAACGGAACAAGUGUUGUUUUAAACAAUUUGUUUAAAUUGAAAGGCGGCGAUUUACAACAAAAUGUGUCCGAUUUAGUUUCAAAGCUAUUAGAAAGUUUAAUUAAAAUUCAUGAUUUAAGAACAAAAGGAAACUCUUUGAACGCGAUAAAUAAUUUAGCACAACAUCACUUAAAACCGAUUGUUAUUGUUUUAUUGCAACAAUCUUUACCGUUUGAUCAAUCAACUUGCAACGCUUGGUAUUCAAUUUCAAAUGAAUCAAUAGUGAUUUCUGAUAUUUUUGCUAUUUUAAAGAAAAUUUUAAAAUCAUACCCGUUUUAUGAAGAAAUUAAAAUGCAGUCGGAAACGAAUCGAAUAGCAACUUUAUCGACUUUACAAGCAAUUUGUGCAUUUUUGGAAAUAUUUAAAAGUCCACAAAGCCACGAAAUAUGCAAAAAAGAUUUCUCGGAAUUAUUUACUUUACUUUAUAUAACUUUAGCUUCUUACAUCAACGCUUCACCUCCAAUUUUGCAUAAUAAAACAACGUUAAAUCGCGAAGCCUAUAAAUUAAAUCCGUUUAAAAUCGCUUUGGAUGCUUUAAAACUAUUCCUACAGAACGUUGAAAAUGCUAAAGGAGCUGCAGAAUUAUAUUUAUGUACGGAUAAUUUAAAUUCAUUCAUUGAAACAGUUCCUAAAAUUACCGAAACAAUUUGUCAACAAAUGCCAGAAACUUUAGGAUGGUUAGUUGCAUCAAUGGGACCUUAUAUUAGAACAGAAAUUGAAUUGCAAAGAAUAGGAGUUACUGUGUUUUUCGGAUCUUUAUUAAAAUGUAAAUUAACGAACCAAAAUGUACUCUCCGAAAACGUUUUGGAAAUGCUUUUGGAUAUUCAAGGUGAUUCAAGCACUAUGGUACGAAAAUUAUAUUUACAAGGAUUAGGUUAUGGUGCUGAAAAUUUAAAUAACGAUAUCAUUUAUCGACAUUGCGGGUCGUUAUUAAACGUUUUUAUGCAAGGAUUAGAUUAUAAUUCAGUUGAUGAUUCCGAUGUAGUGUUACAAGCAAUGUUAAGUUUUUCAAAACUUUUAAAAGUAGUUCAAGAAAAUCAUUUAAAUCAAUGCCAAGUAAUGGCUGCUGUAAGAAUAAAACCUUUGCUACAACAAGAUAAUAGUAAUCUAAGAAGAGCAUCUUUUUGUCUUUUGGGCGAUUUGGCAAAUUCAAUAAAAGGUUCAGAUGAAGCAUUUCAAGAACAAGUUAAUGGAAAUUUAAUUACUUUAAUAUUACAUUUAUGCGAUGACGAUUUGGAUGUUGUGAAGAGUUGCAAAUAUGCUUUAAGAAAAUCUGGCCAUUUUUUGCGUUCAACUAAAGUGAACCAGAUGAUUCAAGAGCAUAUUUUGGAGGAUGGAUCUUUGCAAUUUAUCCAAUUUAUUAGUGAUUUUAUUAAAGUUUUGGCUGAAGAUUUACAAGAAUUAUUUCCGCAAUUAAUAAUGGCUUGUUUAUCAUAUUAUAAAAGUCCUUGUAUGCAAAUUAGAGGAAGUGCUGCAUUGGUCACAGGUCUUUUAUAUUCACAAUUAAAUCUGGAAACGCGAAAGCAAGUUUCUUUUGAUACCGUAAGCUAUAGGUUGUUACAACUUUUAAAAGAUGAAAAUCCAGAAGUUAGAAGCAGUGGAGCUGAAGCUAUCGCUUACUUAUUUGUUGUAUAAUUUUAUUAACCUUUCCCAAAAACUAUUUCUAGUAUCUUAUGUGAUAAUGUUAAUAAUAUGGUAAAAUAUUCUUAUAUUUGUUUGUUGGGUUAUUGUAUUUUUAAUUUUUCUGCUUUU
Messenger RNA from Onthophagus taurus, 5113 nucleotides. It is a transcript of the gene c11.1, whose product is annotated as maestro heat like repeat family protein c11.1. Lineage: Eukaryota; Metazoa; Arthropoda; Insecta; Coleoptera; Scarabaeidae. The record is from RefSeq and is a predicted model, not a curated record. Gene Ontology annotation, cellular component: cytoplasm.